CAGAGUCAGAGUCAGAGUCAGAGUCAGAGUCAGAGACAGAGUCAGAGUCAGAGUCAGAGUCAGAGAUGCUGUCGUGGAUCGCGGCGCUGCUGUCGUGGAUCCUCUCCGCGCACCUCGCGCAGCGCCUGUGUUUCCCGCACUUCUGGAAAGACGCGCUGUUUCUAAUGAGAGUCAUCCGAUACGGAGCGCGGCUGGAGAUCUACAGAAGAAGCUCGCGGGUCGUGACGGUCGUGGACAGGUUUGUUCAGCAAGCCCAGCGGAUUCCCGACAAAGCCUUCCUGAUUUAUGAAGGAGUGGCGUACACCUACGGAGAGCUCGAGCAGCGCAGCAACAGAGUCGCGCGCGUCUUUCGAGACGCGGUGAAAGAAGGAGACACGGUGGCGCUCCUCAUGAGCAACGAGCCCGACUUCCUCUCGGUGUGGUUCGGCUUCUGCAAGCUGGGCUGCGCGGUGGCGUUCCUCAACACCAACAUCAGGUCCAGGUCCCUGCUGCACUGCUUCAGCUGCUGCGGGGCCGAGCUGCUGGUGGUCGGAGCAGAUCUUCUGGAGACGUUAGAGGACAUUCUUCCCAGUCUCCAGGAGGACGGGAUCACAGUGUGGUGUAUGACUCGGGAGAGCCCUCGUCCCGGCGUGCACAGCCUGCUGGAUCAGAUGGAGGAGGCUUCGCAGGAGCCCGUCGCAGCUGAGCGCCGCUCCGUCCGCUGCCUCCGAAGCCCCACGCUCUACAUCUUCACCUCCGGGACGACCGGGCUGCCCAAAGCUGCAGUCAUCACUCAUUUGCAGGCCCUGAAGGCAGCAGGAGGGUUUUGGGUGUACGGUGCCACAGGAAGUGAUGUCAUCUACACGCCGCUUCCCCUGUAUCAUAGCGCUGCCUCGCUCGUGGGCAUCGGAGGGACCAUUGAAUUGGGUGCCACCUGUGUCCUGAAGAAGAAGUUUUCAGCCUCUCAGUUUUGGCAUGACUGCAGGAAACACAACGUCACCAUAUUUCAGUAUAUUGGAGAGCUGUGCCGAUAUCUGUGCAAUCAGCCUACGGCUGAGAAUGAGAAGGAUCACAGGGUGCUCAUGGGUGUUGGGAACGGCCUCCGACAGGACGUAUGGAGAGAGUUCCUCCGGCGCUUUGGGGACAUCCGCAUGUGUGAGAUCUACGGCUCCACUGAAGGAAACCUAUGCUUCAUGAACCACAUUGGCAAGAUCGGAGCUGUCGGACGCUCCAAUUUCUUUUACAAGCUGAUUUUUAAGUAUGAUCUGGUGAAGUAUGACCUGGUCAGAGAGGAGCCUGUGAGGGACCACAGUGGAUUCUGCCAGCACGUUCAGAAAGGAGAGACGGGGCUGCUGCUGUCUAAGAUCUGCAGUCAGAGCCCGUUCUUCGGUUACGCCGGCAGCAAACAGCUGACGGAGAGGAAGAUCCUGAGAGACGUGUUUGUCACAGGAGACGCUUACUUCAACACCGGAGACCUGAUGGCUGAGGACGAGGACGACUUCAUCUGCUUCAGAGACCGAGUGGGAGACACCUUCAGAUGGAAGGGUGAAAAUGUGGCGACCACUGAGGUGACCGAGAUCCUGGGACUGGUGGAUUUCAUUCAGGAAGCCAGUGUGUAUGGAGUCCAGGUGCCAGGAAAUGAGGGCCGAGCCGGAAUGGCUGCAGUGAUUGUGAGGCCCGAGUGCACAUUUGAUGGGAAGAAACUGUUCAGUCACGUCCUCAGAGAACUGCCAUCAUACGCUCGACCUCUCUUCAUUAGACUGCAGGAGUCUCUGGAGAUGACCAGCACCUUCAAGCAGCAGAAGUUUGCUCUGGUGGAGAGCGGCUUCGACCCCUGCAGCAUCAGCCAGCCGCUCUUCUUCCUGGACUGCAGCGAGAAGAGCUACGUCCCCCUCACCAGCUCGGUGUAUGACAGCAUAGUGAGCGGUCAGAGGAAAGUCUAGCCCUUUCAAACACCUCCAGACCGUAGAGAAGUGAUUUAGCUGUCAGACGCUGUAUAUUUGAUCAGAGUCCGCCGUCAAUUAUUGAUCACGUACGUCUUUCAGAGCUGCAGACCGUGUCCUUUAGUGAAUACAGAGUUAGUGCAUAUGAAAGAGGGUAAUGGUGAUCUGCUCCGAGCGGAGAUGAGUGAUAUAGCCUGCUGUCAGACACGCAGUCAUGUGUGCUGAGAUCUGGGAAAUACAGGAGAGUGAUUUCAGUGCUGAAGUGAAUGUGUGUGCGCUAUGAAGGAAACACUUUUAGAUUCGGUGUCUGCAAAGAUUGAAGUUCAACACAGGCACCUGCUGUUCUGUUUUAAAGUCUACUUUCAGUCAUGGCUUUAGUGUGCGUCAUACGUGCACAUCACUGCUUUAACUUACUGUAACACAACUCAAUCCCGUGAGAUUUCAGCUGUUGCACACACGGACAG
This is a messenger RNA of Sinocyclocheilus rhinocerous, 2386 nucleotides long. It is a transcript of the gene slc27a6, whose product is annotated as solute carrier family 27 member 6. The coding region runs from base 66 to 1922 and encodes 618 amino acids. Gene Ontology annotation, biological process: long-chain fatty acid metabolic process; long-chain fatty acid import into cell. Gene Ontology annotation, cellular component: endoplasmic reticulum membrane; plasma membrane. The transcript has 10 exons. The record is from RefSeq and is a predicted model, not a curated record. Lineage: Eukaryota; Metazoa; Chordata; Actinopteri; Cypriniformes; Cyprinidae. Gene Ontology annotation, molecular function: long-chain fatty acid transmembrane transporter activity; long-chain fatty acid-CoA ligase activity.